UGAUUUAUUCAUUCACAAUUCAACUCUUGACCCGCCAGCAAUAGAGUCAAUUCUUGCGAAUAAUUCAAAAAAGUUUCAUAAGUGAAGUUAAAGGUAGACUUGGACAGAAUAAGUAAAAGGAAAAUUGUGUUUUAAAUUUAAUGUGCUUGUGCUGUGUACUACAACGCAGUUCUUGAUCAUGUUAGCCAAAAUAAUAUUACUCGUGACGAUGACAUUGAGUUGUGCCCAAGGAUUUACCCUUGAAUGUGAAUUCGGCAAUGAAGAGUGGAUUAAUCUAGGAAUUGUGUUCCAGUGUAAAGUGCAGGGUAUGCAAGUAACAUCACGCAACAGUAUUACAGAAGUUAUUGGUACACCAUUCCGACCAAUUCGUGAAGUGAGAGCUCUUGAUGUACAAGAUCAACGGUGUCAGUUCGUUCCCUCAGAUGUGCAAACGUUUUUCCCGAAUAUCGAGGGACUUCAAGUUGCCAAUUCCGAACUGAAAGAGUUGCAAAAUGCUGAUAUGCAACAAUUCCCGAAUUUGAAACAACUUUUCAUGAGCGAAAACGAGCUCCAAUCACUCGAAAACGAUGUUUUCGAACCUUGCCCCAACAUUGAGUACGUGAACCUUGGACAUAAUAAUAUCAUGCAUAUGGGAACGGACAUCUUCGCUCCAUUAAAGAAUCUGCAGUACUGCAAUAUAGCUGGUAAUAGUUGCAUUGACACCAAAAUGGAGUCCCCAAAUGCAAUUCAACAGUUUUCUAGAGAUUUGGAGAAACAAUGUCCUCCGACACCCGAAAUGUUGAAACGAGAAAAAGAAAGGAAAAUCCCAGAAAGUCUUAGAACAACGGCUCGGCCGACUACUACCACCGUGACACCCGAACUAGAUGAUCUCAAGGAAGAACUUAAAAAAUUAAAAAGCAAAAUUGCUGAACACGAUCAAAAGAUUGACGAAAUCAAGUCGAAAGAAAAUGCUACCUCUGUGCCUGAGACACCUGACGCUUCACCAACAAGUGGGUCAAGUCCACCGGAUCAGGUCACAGAACAGAAUAGUCAACCAGAACUUUCUAGCACAAGUCCAUCGCCGCUGAACUUUAAUUUAAUGGACAUACUUAACAUUCCCAUGCCGAAUUACCAGCAGUAUCCGAUGUACUCAAGUCAACCUCAAAUUCCAAAUCUGCAAAAUAAUUUUCCAUUGCCCGGGAGACCACCGUAUCCAGUUCCAUUUCCUCAAAAUUUGCAGUGCGGUCCAUUUGGCUGUGUGUUUGAUAACAAUGCACCACAAAUAAAUUCUCCCCAAAUUCCGUUUUCAAAUCCUUCACAGCCAUCAAAUAACCUUUUCCCGAAUCCGAAUCAAUUUCAAAGUCCUUAUACUGAUAAUUUGCCGUCGUCUGGAAUACAAAACCCAUCAAAGCCUGAAGAAAGUCCAGCAUCGCCGAGUCAAGAUCUUUUAGGUAUUUCGAAAGAAUGUACCGAACACGGGUGCCCUGCUGUAAAUCAACCAACUAUGCCUCAACCGGAAGCUGCACCUCCGUCAGACAAUUCAGAAAAUCCACCAAAUUCCAAAAAGCGAACGCCAGCACCGUUACCUUACCCUGAUGUGGAGUCUGAUUCACCGAAAUCUGUUGAUAGAAAAAAUCGAGAACCGGCAACUAGCGAAAAUCCACCGUUUAUUGACUCUCCACUGCAAAGUCGAUUAGGGGAUAUGGAACCCAGCGAUGGCAAAGAUCCACAACAAAUAAAGGAUAUGCUAGAAGAACAGCCAAUACCACAAAAUGGAUGUACUUCCACUAGUUGUACUACAGAGAACGAUUCUAUAAAACAUAAUCCUCCAAAAGAAAAUCCACCGAAAGACGAUUCUCCCAAAGAAAAUCCUUCUGAAGAAGAUCCUCCAAAAGAAAAUCCACCGACAGACGAUUCCCCCAAAGAAAAUCCUACUGAAGAAGAUCCUCCGAAAGACGAUUCUCCAAAAGAAAAUCCUCCAAAAAAACAAAAUCCUACAAAAAAAGAAAAUCCACCGACAGACGGUUCCCCCAAAGAAAAUCCUACUGAAGAAGAUCCUCCGAAAGACGAUUCUCCCAAAGAAGCUCCUACAAAAAAAGAAAAUCUACCGACAGACGGCUCACCCAAAGAAAAUCCUACUGAAGAAGAUCCUUCGAAAGACGAUUCUCCCAAAGAAGCUCCUACAAAAAAAGAAAAUCCACCGACAGACGGUUCACCCAAAGAAAAUCCUACUGAAGAAGAUCCUUCAAAAGACGAUUCUCCCAAAGAAGCUCCUACAAAAAAAGAAAAUCCACCGACAGACGGUUCCCCCAAAGCAAAUCCUACUGAAGAAGAUCCUUCGAAACCUUCGAAAGACGAUCCUCCCAAAGACGAUUCUACAAACGAAAAUCCUCCGAAAGAAAAUCCUUCAAAAAAAGAAAUUCCACCGAAAGACGAUUCACCCAAAGAAGAUCCUCCGAAAGAAGAAAAUCCCCCGACAGACGAUUCCCCCAAAGAAAAUCCUACUGAAGAAGUUUCUCCGAAAGAACCAAAAGAAAAUUCACCAAAAGAUGAUUCCCCCAAAGAAGAAUCUUCAAAAGAAGAAAAUCCACCGACAGACGAUUCCCCCAAAGAAAAUCCUCCUGAAGAAGAUCCUCCAAAAGAUCCAAAAGAAAAUCCCCAGACAGACGAUUCCCCCAAAGAAAAUCCUACUGAAGAAGAUCCUCCGAAAGAUCCAAAAGAAAAUCCACCAAAAGACGAUUCACCCAAAGAAGAAUCUUCAAAAGAAGAAAAUCCACUGAAAGACGAUUCUUCCAAAGAAAAUCCUAUUGAAGGAGAUCCUCCGAAGGAUCCAAAAGAAAAUCCACCAAAAGACGAUUCUCCCAAAGAAGAUCCUCCAAAAGAAAAUCCAUCAAAAGACGAUUCUCCCAAAGAAGAUCCUCCAAAAGAAAAUCCUCCGAAAGUCGAUGCUCCCAAAGAAGAAUCUUCAAAAGAAGAAAAUCCACCGAACGACGAUUCUCUCAAAAAAGAAUCUCCAAAAACAGAAAAUCAACCGACAGACGAUUCCCCCAAAGAAGAUCCUCCGAAAGAUCCAAAAGAAAAUCCACCAAAAGACGAUUCUCCCAAAAAAAAUCCUCCAAACAAAGAUCCUCCCAAAGAGGAUUCAACCAAUAAACCGAAAGAAGGUGCUUCUGACAUGGAUGCUAGUGGUAAUAUAGAUGAUCCCGAUGAUGUAACAAUUAAUCCCGUUUUGGAGGAGAAAAUUCAAGAUUUAGUCAUGGAAAAUGAAAAGAAAAAUAAUGAAAUUUUCAAACUGUUAAAGAAAAUACAGGAGCUGGAGGCAAAAAAUAAAAAUCAGGAGAAGGAACUUAAAGCUCUCAAGUUGUAACAUUCAAUGGUAUAUAAGGUUGUUAAUUUAUAAGCUGUAGUCGUAGUAAUAUAGAAUCUAUACUCGUUGAAAUAAACCAGAUAA
This is a messenger RNA of Bradysia coprophila, 3430 nucleotides long. RefSeq lists its product as uncharacterized. Lineage: Eukaryota; Metazoa; Arthropoda; Insecta; Diptera; Sciaridae. Gene Ontology annotation, biological process: adenylate cyclase-activating G protein-coupled receptor signaling pathway; activation of adenylate cyclase activity; hormone-mediated signaling pathway. Gene Ontology annotation, molecular function: G protein-coupled peptide receptor activity; protein binding. The record is from RefSeq and is a predicted model, not a curated record. Gene Ontology annotation, cellular component: plasma membrane.